Messenger RNA from Poecilia latipinna (sailfin molly), 5488 nucleotides. It is a transcript of the gene atad1a, whose product is annotated as ATPase family AAA domain containing 1a. Gene Ontology annotation, biological process: extraction of mislocalized protein from mitochondrial outer membrane. The transcript has 10 exons. NCBI's taxonomy places the organism in Eukaryota, Metazoa, Chordata, Actinopteri, Cyprinodontiformes, Poeciliidae. Gene Ontology annotation, cellular component: mitochondrial outer membrane. Gene Ontology annotation, molecular function: ATP binding; ATP hydrolysis activity. The record is from RefSeq and is a predicted model, not a curated record. Bases 128 to 1273 code for a protein of 381 amino acids.
UGAAAGGUGCGUUCAGGAACAAAAGUGUUUGUUCCUACCCGAGCCACAAAAACGGUUGCGCCGUCAGUGAGGUUUGCUAACAUUGCUCAUUUCAGUUUUGCCAAUGGACUGACAUCAGCCAGCACUGAUGCUGCUGAAGGAUCUGCCCAGAGACGCCCUGCUGCGGCCCCUGUCCAGGAAUGAAGUGAUUGGCAUGUUGGUGAGGCUGAGCAUCUUUGGUGCUGCCACAUACUACAGCAUCAAAUGGGUGGUGGAGGCGAUGGACCCCACCUCUAAGCAGAAAAGCCAGGCCAAAAAACGGGCAGAGGAGCAGAUGAGGCGAAUAGGCUUGGAGGGCAUCACACUGACUGAGUAUGAGAUGAACAUUGCAUCCCUUUUAGUCGAUCCCCAAACUAUCAAGGUGUCUUGGAGAGAUAUAGCUGGUCUGGAUGAGAUCAUUAAUGAGCUGCAGGACACCGUUAUACUACCGUUUCAGAAAAGACACCUUUUACCCAACUCUAAACUCUUCCAGCCUCCUAAAGGUGUUUUAUUGUUUGGUCCUCCGGGAUGUGGGAAGACCAUGAUCGCCAAGGCAACAGCCAAAGCCUCAGGCUGCAAGUUUAUCAACCUGCAGGCCUCCACGCUGACAGACAUGUGGUACGGGGAGUCGCAGAAACUGACCGCCGCCGUCUUCUCGCUGGCCAUCAAAAUCCAGCCAUGUAUUAUCUUUAUCGACGAGAUCGAGUCAUUUCUAAGAAACCGCUCCAGUCUGGACCACGAGGCCACAGCCAUGAUGAAGGCCCAGUUCAUGAGCCUGUGGGAUGGGCUCGACACUUCUUUAACCACCCAGGUGAUGGUGAUGGGAGCCACCAACAGGCCGCAGGAUGUGGAUCCGGCGAUUCUGCGAAGGAUGCCUGCCACGUUUCAUGUCGGCCUGCCGAACGCAAAGCAGAGAGAAGACAUCCUCCGGCUGAUUUUAGCAGGAGAAAAUCUGAGCAACGCCAUAAAUCUGAGGGAGAUUGCCGAGAAGACCGACGGAUACUCGGGCAGCGACCUCCGAGAGCUCUGCCGCGACGCCGCCAUGUACCGGGUCAGGGAUUUCGUCCGCAAGGAGCAGAUCAGGCAGAUUGCGCAGCAGCUGCAGAGCUACGAGGAGGAGGAAGGGCCCGUCAACGAGGAUCGGUUACGGCCGGUGACGCAGCUGGACCUGCUCUUCGGCCUCGACAAGAUGAAGGAGUCCAAGCAGGCCACGGCUGCUAUCCUACCCGUCGUGGCAGAGGUUCCUCUGGACUGAGCGCCAUUGUUAGGAAGACUCCACUCACCUUGUUAGUGGCUGCGCGGUCCAGCUCUGAAAGCAGACCACUAGGAAGGUGCCUUUGGAAAGGCAAGAGACAAAAAUCCAGUUUUUCGGCUUGGUAGAAUCCUGCAGGCCAUUUUAAUAUUGAGCAUACCCCUCAUCUUCUCCACCCACCCGUACAUGUGACCAGGUAGAAUAAAUGAGAACUGUGCAAUACCGGCUGCUAGCUUAAUGCAUGAGAGAACUGUCAAUGUCCAUUUGUCUAGGAGCGCAUAUCAGUGAUAAUUAAUAUUUCAUAGAAGGUCAAAUGCCAUUAAAUGUUCCGAGAGUUCAUCUGAAAAGGAGAAGCUGAUAAAACACGUGACCUUUAGGCACAGUGGCCUUUUGAAUCAGCCUUAUUUUUCUAAAUUGUCAGAUUGAGCGCAAAAGCACCUUGAAAAGAAAUGAAUCGAGGAAAUAUUUUUCAGUUCUAGUGUUUACAGAUUAGAUCCAAAAUUGGCUCAGUUUCCAAUUCCUAGCCCUUUAUCUCACCAAAUUGAAUGGAAAGUGUAGUGACUGAAUGUUUUUAAAGAUAAUCUUAACAUGGAGUUUGAUCCAUAUUUUCUGUUUGUGGAUUACAUAACCGUUUUUUUUUUUAUUGUUUAAAGAGUUACGUCUUUGUUUUUAUAUGGUAAAUCCAUACAUGUAGAGUCAAAUUUGAGGACCAGCAUGUGGGUCGUACAACUUGUGCUCCUGAGGAGUUUUAUUCUAAAUAAAUACGCCUGAUAUUGAUUUUUGGUCGGACGUCGGCCACAACAAAGGGAUCUAACAGUUCGGUUUCAUAGCUGCCUUUGUGCAGUUGUUUAACUUGAAGUGAAAAUAAAGCUAAAUGCAGAAUGGAAGAUAAUGUAAUUAAGUGAAAAGUGCGCUUGGAUUUUAUGAAAAUUAGCAAAUGAUGUGAACCACGGCUGAAGGCCUCAAUUAUUUAUAUUUAAGUACAUGGCUGUAAAAAGGCUUAAUUUCAUAAUAAUAAAUAAAAUAUUUGAUGAGAAGCUUCAGGGGAAAAAAAAACAUGAAAAGACACUGAAAUGGAAACUGAAAGAGUACCUCCCACUGUCACUAAGGUAACACUGCUCUACUUACUACAGACGAAUACUGUGACACUCUGCAGUGCGAUGGAAUUUAUAGUCGUCUAAUAGUUACCAUUAAAAAUCUUUGCGUACACAAAAAUGAAAGCUCAGUAGUUGCUUCUAGUAACGAUGUCUUGUCACAGGCUCUUUAAAACUGCAGUUAGCAAAACAUGAGCUGCACGUUGAACAGCUGAUGCUAAGUUGGCUACCUGAGCAGAUAGCCUGACUAAUUAAUCACGUAACACAUUUUCUGUACAAGACAAUUCAAUGUGCUUUACAUAAAAAUCAAAAAGCGUGAGAGUUUAAAAUCACACAUAUUUAAGCAUCAUUGACAAAUUAAGUUAGAAAUAAAAAAAAUGUAGAUAAAGAUUUUUCAGCUGUCGUAUGCACAGCUAAAAAAAAAUAAAAAAAUGUUAUUAGGCUGGAUUUAAAAAAAAAAUGUCAGAGUCUAACCCAGCCUCACUUUUUUCCGAUUUCAACAAAGUACCUCAUGUCUUUGAGAUAUUAAUUAAGCAGCUAAUAUCAGCUGGUUAUACUUCCUGUGUUACUCUGUAAAGGACCUCAUGGAAGAAAAAGGUUAAUAGCAGUAAGCAUGUUUAUUUGGAAACUACUAGUGCUUUUAAGGGUCCGUUUUUUUUAUUUGCUCAUGUUUAUGCAUCAAAAAUAACUAUAUAUAACAUACAUGGUAUGAUAAAGAAAGUAGUAGUAGAACUAGAAUAGUCAAUAUUUUAGUAGCAGCAGGAAUCGUUGCUUUUCUCUUUUAAACUUUCAGACCAAGUUGUCAGAUCAUUAAAUAUUUUUUGUUGUGGUUUUUUUUAGCCAUUAUUUUUUUUUUUGCCAUAUAUAUAUAUAUAUAUAUAUAUAUAUUUUUUUUUUUUUUUUUUGCUUUCUGUCAACUGAAGCCUUAUCUUUGGCCAUCUGGUUAGAGUGUGUGUAAAAUGGAUCUGCUGUGGGUGUCAUGCAGCUGUUUUCCUCUGGCGCCCACUGAGCAAGCUGGACCCUGUUCAUCAUUCAUCCACGCAGUGGCGCUGUAGAUUCACCAUCCUGUCGCCCGGGCAGCCGUUACCGACCCACUCUUACUCUGAGCAGUGUUACUGCACAACGGGAAACAAAUGAGAUGCCGUGUUGUCGCUCCCUUAUUGGUUUAUCCAGUGAUGUUGAGCCAUCUGUUGCUCUUCAUUAAAUAACCUCAGGUGACAGUUAAAGGUCAGAUGGCGCCGUGUGAGCCGCUGCUGCUUGUGAAGCUUAAGUCAAAUUUCUAAAUGUUUUCUUUCAGUGUAAUAUCACUGACAAGGUCCUUGAUCAGUUAUCACAGACGCUCCACAUCCGUCACACAGUGAUCGUGUGUUAAAUGUUGUAUGUGUAUGUAUUUGAUGUGAAGUAUUAAAUAUGUUCUGUAAAUUAUAUUUAUUAAAUUCUGUUGGGGGGAAAAAAAUCAUACUAGUUUUGUCAUUUCACAAUGCAACUCGUGUAAUAACUUCCAAUGAUCGCAGUGAAACCGUAGUGUUUGAUUUUUAAAGAACUGCUGUGUGAAAUUUUUCGAGCGCGUUUGAAUUAUUUAUAGUGAUUUAUUUUUGUUUUUUUCUCUUCUUUUAAUACUAUAUACGGUAAGACAUAAAUGUGUUUGAACUUAAAUAAAGGCACUAAACUGUUUAAUGUUUAACCCUCCCGCGGUCUUAAGAGAUGGGAUCAGUUAGACGACUCAAGUUUUUUUUACUUUGUGCGCGGUCCAGCGGGGUCGCACUGACCCACUAUGUGCUUUUACAAGGUUUUUUUUCCUGUGUGUAUGGUUUUGGGAUGGUUAUGGUGUUGCCCUGUGACAGACUGGUGACCUGUCCAGGUUGUCCCCCGCCUCUCUCCCGGAUCGUUAGCUGGAGAUAGGCACCAGCACACCUCCCGACCCCACUAAGGGACAAGGGUGUAAAGAAAAUGGAUGGAUAGUUUUGGGAACUGACGGUCUGAUGGGAUGACCUCCAACCCAACUCCCUGCUGUCCGACCGCGACAUUUGCCGCGCUCCUACUGAGGGUUGAAGCUACAGCUCAGAAAAUAAGUUCAAUAUUUUGUGUCACUCAUUUUAGAAAGAAAAACUCACAUUCAUCUCACCUGGCAUUAAAUAUUCCAACACUCUCUUGCAAUUUUAAUGAAAAUGGCUUAAAAAAACAAUUAAUUUAGUGUCUCAGAAAAUGCAGAUAUUAUAUAGGAUUCAUUGCGUCGGAUAUUUUAAAGAGAAAUGUGCAGCCCUUCAUAGUAAAGUAUGUGCUUUUCUUUGCAUUCAAGACUUGGUUGGGACGCCUUGUGCAUGUAUUACUGCGUCAGUAAAUGAAGGGACAGGAAGGAAGAGACGCAACAAGCCGGUCAGAAGGGCCGGCUCAGUUUUGGACUAUUCUCUGGACUCCUUUGAGGAGGUGGGCGAGAGGAAAACGGUAGCUAGGAUAAAAUCAGUUAUGGUGAACUCCUCUCAUCCACAGUAGGAUCCUUUAGCUGCUCCGUCAGCAGCAGACUGAUACACCCACAGUGUAGGAAGGAGAGACACCGCAGGUCAGUCAUACCAACUGCUGUCAGACUACAUAACACCUACAACCAGUAAUGUAGCACCAAUAACUUGCCCGCUGCUAUAUUUGUAGUCAAGUUUAUUCAUACAGCACAUCUCGGCAACAAGGCAGAUCAAAUUGCUUUACAUCAUAAAAACGUCAUCAAUUACGAAAUAACCAAUAAACAUUACAUUUUGUCAAAGGCAUCAUCAAACAUGUUCAUCUGUGUUUCAUUUACUACUAAUUAAAGGAAACUAAACAGGUGGGGUGUAAGCCUUGAUUUAAAGGACCUCUGUGUUUCAGCUGUUUUGCAGUUUUCUGGAUGUUUGUUCUACUUAUCACCACUACUAGCUCUCAUCCAUGUGAUCAUCAUUGCAUAGCUUCUUAAGCCAUGUCUCAUACAUAUGUUCCACUUUGUGCAAUAUUUUUUUAUACAUUUACAUAUACAUCUUCUUUAUAUCUUACAUUGCUGCUUAUUGUGAUUUUGUUUAUUGUUAUCACCAUGUCUGUUUUUUGCUACUGUGACGUGGUUUUCCAAAAUGCAGGAUUAAUAAAGUGGAUCAUUCAGUCA